Ascochyta rabiei is the source of this 3717-nucleotide messenger RNA. RefSeq lists its product as uncharacterized. Lineage: Eukaryota; Fungi; Ascomycota; Dothideomycetes; Pleosporales; Didymellaceae. The record is from RefSeq and is a predicted model, not a curated record. The transcript has a single exon. The coding region runs from base 1 to 3717 and encodes 1238 amino acids.
AUGGCGCCCUCGAACAUGUUCUCAUACCUCAGGCCAGGCCAUGCAAAGCGCAAUGCCUCGAGCCUAGCCUCCCCAGACCCCGUCUCCAAUCCUGCCGCCCUCCCACUGCCCUCGCCGUCGCAAAACACCGAGUACUUUGCAUCGCCGCGCAUGCCUGAUAAUGCAAGCUUCACCUCUGGCUCGCCUAUAUCGCCCUUUCCUCCACAGCUGCCACCUAUAACGCGCGUCGCCUCCAAGCUAGACAAGGCCAGGGUCGCACAAAACUCUCCACGCCCUGCAGGUCAGCGCCCGGUUUCCACAGCGGGGCCAAGUAGUCAGUCAGCGCAGGAUCGCAGCAUGCUGUCCCCGCCGCAGCGCGCGCAGGAACCACACUCUCCUAGCCUGGAGAAGAAGCCUGCCUUCUUGCGCUCCAAGACAGACAUUACACCCACGGGCCUUCGACCGCAAGGACUGGGCAUCUCACACAAGCUAGACCACACGCACGCUUUAGACACCCUCUCUUCAGCGUCGACACAUCUGACGCCCUCGCUCACGUCCCCUGGCCAUGCGAGCUGCUCCAAGUCCCAGACGUCACUCAUGAGUGGCUUGACGGACAAGCUCUCUGGCAGCUCCAAAGCAACAGCCGCGCCUACGACCGCACCCGCCAAGAGCAAAUCCAGGCUCAGGAAUCCCAUGUCGCUGCUGAUGCGACGGAGAUCUGGUCAGACGCUCGAUCCUCUCCACGAUGAGUCGCUGGUCACACAACGCUCACCUUCGUUCGUCCCACCAAUCCACGACAACUACGAUCCCAGUAUUCGCGGCAAUAUCGUCCAUGACUUCAACGCGCCCAGACUGAAUAGAAACUUCUCGUACAACAACGCCUACGGUAGCAGCCCAGCACCACCAGGUGCUCCCGGCGACUUAGACCGGGUCAGUCCGCCCAAGAUUGAGAAAGAGCACACUCCAGUGUUCCGCGAGCACUUCGACGAUGACACAAGCUACGAGCAAUCACAGGCCGCCGUCAGAGCUGAGCAGUUGGCGAACAACGACUUCGUAGCGCGGAACUCGAUGAUCCUAUUGUCUGAGCCUUCGCCGCCUGAGCCCUCACCUGCCCCUAGAAAUGUGCCUCCUCCUACCGCAAAAGAGACACCCUCUGAAACAUCCCCGCGAUCGACCUCGCCGCCACCUCCACCACCCUAUCAGGCCACUGACCUUAGCCCUUCGAUCCUUUCUCCUGUUGAGGAAGUACCCAGUCCGACCUACGCACCAACUGACAAUGCACCAAAGGCGAAGAAGUCGACCAAAAGCCCUCCACCGACGCGAUCACGUGCAACUUCAGUCACAGAUCCUUCUUGGCAGCCAGCCGGGUUGCCUGCACAUCUCAGUAGUCGAGCAUCGAGGUUUAGCUUUCAAAUCAACGAUGUCAGCGACUCCACGCAAGAACACGUCAUGGAGGAGAGGCACCGGAAGAAAGCAGCAGAGAAGGCCUCCAAGCAAGCGCACUUGUCCACAAACACCAUUGAGGACGAGUACGACCAGUAUGGCUCUGACAAUGACUUUGACAUGGAUGACGGAUUCGAAGAAGAAAUCCCCAUGUUAGGAGAGGAGGAUGAGUUUGGUGGACUGGGAAACCAAAGCAUUAACGAUGGCAUCAGCACGUUCGACUUUUCCACACUAUCGAUAAAUCCGGGUACCACGAAUCAGAUGAGUCCCGUGGGACUGAACGGCCAAGUCCAGACUCCGUACGAUGUCAACGGUAAUCCGAUAGGAUUCGCGCUGUCUGGUGGGAUGCAACAAAUGCAGUCAAACAUGAACGACACCUACCUGAACCCUGAAGAGGAUGACGACGACGAAGACAAAACCCAGCAGCUGAACGCACCCAGACCUCAGCCUGAAUUACAGUUUCCUGCGAAACAAGCUGCAACAGAUCCAAAUGAUCUUGACACCACGUCCAGCAACGACCCCAGCUCAGGAGGUCCUGACCUUGACGAUGAUAUGUACUUUGAUGAUGGGCUCAUAGGGGAGCAGGAUCUUGGCGAUGCUGCAGCAUUCAACGAAGAGAUGUUCGAUGAUCCUGAAGGCCCUCUGUACGAGCGGAAGAUGAAGCCAGCAGCCGCAGAGGACGUACCCUCGUCACAUCCUCUGCAAGCACUGCCGUCAGAGACGGGAUACGAAGCGGACGAUGAUACACUGCCCAAGCACUUGGAAAAGUCAGAGCCUUCGUUAGCUCACAAGACGUCCGUUGCGCAUGCACCAACCGGACGAACCAUGGUAAGCUUUGACGACAUGGGCUCGUAUCACAUCGCACUUGUCGAUGCAGCAAACCGGGCUGAAGCCGAGGGACGCUUCGCGCGGAAAGCGAGUGUUGAUAUCGGCAACUCUAGCUCUGAGCUUGACGAUUCUUCAUCCGUUAGCCACUCACGCCCGAGCUUAGUACCAGAUGAUGGCCGCUUCAGCCUGGAUACGGUUGGCUUCCCCCCCGAUGAUGAUGUCUACGGGACGGACAUGAGCUUCCAGGAUGAUUACGAUUACAGCGAGUACGACUCGGCGCUCGAGAACGACCCCAUGAUUGCAGCUGCCAACGCUGAAGCGCUGGCUUUUGACGAUGAAGGAUUUUAUGGACGCGAGUUUGGUUUUUACGCCGCAGCUGGUGACGCACAGAGUGAAUGGGGUGGUGUCUUCGGUGCUUCAGGGCUCAAUCGCGCCGUCAGUGGACGUAAUGCUGUAAGGGAGCCCAACUUGACCCCAAUCACGGAGCGAAGCGAGUACAGCACCCGAAACUCAUUCAUCAGUCUCAACCAUUUCCGGGAUGGAACACUGCCGAUUGCGAGCCCCGGUCUUGCUCAGUUGGCGCGGAUGAGUCCGUACGAACGGCCUGGCGAAGAAGAAGACAUGAGCCUUGAUACGCUCAUGCGAUUGAGGAAAGGCGCUUUUGGCGGAAGCGCAUCUAGCUUGCCUAGCUCUACUGCAAAUAGUCCGCGCAACUCAUCACCUUUUGGUAUGCAAUUUGCAUUGCGGGCCAGUAGUGCGGCCGGCAAUCGCAUGCAGGAACAGCACGAAAGUGAGGUUGAAAGCGAUGAGUCUGAAAAUGUAGCGGGGAGUUUCGACGAGGAGGAGGAAGACGACGAUGGUCUGAUGGCCGCAGUCAAUGGCGCUUAUGAAGAAGAUGACGAUGGCUACAAUGACGGAGAUGAGCGACCUGAAAGCCCUACCCUCACAGCGAGCGACUACAAUUCGCUAUCAAGCCCCACGGGACAUCUCCAGAGCUUGCCACCUUUCUCACCACCGAGGCGGCCCCAGAUCCUGCAGAUGCAGAGCUUGUACAUGCAGGCUCCGUCUCUCCUUACAUCAGCCAUGAAGUCGCCCGCAAACAUUGCCUUGCCCAUGUCGCCAUUCGGCAUGCCGCUGCCGUCCCCGUUCACGAUGAGCCAACACCCAGCGUCACCCCCGCCUAUUGAUACCUCUCUCUCGUCACCUGCAGCGACCACAUCGAGCGGCCCACGACGCCAAUCGGCAGGGUUCGCGUCACCUGUCUCAGCGACCUCGCCUAUGACGCCGAGUGGCAGCGGUUGGAGAGGCGGACAUUCACGAAAGGGAAGCGCAGCCGAUAGCGUGACGUACGUACGAGAGCACGACGAGGCCGGCGAGGGGCGAUGGGUGCUUGAGAGGAGACGCACUGCCGAGAGUGGGGAGCUGGAGUUGAUUGGGAGAGAAAUUGUUGAAGGUGGAAGAAUCUGA